Messenger RNA from Paramecium tetraurelia, 300 nucleotides. RefSeq lists its product as uncharacterized. The record is from RefSeq and is a predicted model, not a curated record. Gene Ontology annotation, biological process: autophagosome organization; autophagy; protein autophosphorylation. Gene Ontology annotation, cellular component: cytoplasm; autophagosome. Gene Ontology annotation, molecular function: ATP binding; protein serine/threonine kinase activity. The transcript has 2 exons. NCBI's taxonomy places the organism in Eukaryota, Ciliophora, Oligohymenophorea, Peniculida, Parameciidae.
AUGUUGAAAUAACUGUUUAAAAAGGGUAUUUUGAUGAUUUAGUAAUUAUCAUAUUUGAAUGGAUUGCAUCAUUUACAUAAGAAUAAGGUCAUUCACAGAGAUAUUAAAUUGGCCAACAUAGGAGUGAAAUUGAUAGCAGAAGAGGAGUAGAGAUUGCUUUAAAAUAAUGCUCUAAGUGUCUUUUACAAUGCAUAAUACAAAUUACUGGAUUUUGGUUUGGCUAAGUAAUUAAUGAAUGAGGAACUCACUAAUACAUAUGUUGGUACUGAGUUAAAUAUGGCUCCUGAGAUUCUAAAAUGA